Molecule: messenger RNA, 1118 nt
Organism: Neltuma alba
Lineage: Eukaryota; Viridiplantae; Streptophyta; Magnoliopsida; Fabales; Fabaceae
Exons: 3
Coding region: 53-1018 (321 amino acids)
Source: RefSeq, a predicted model, not a curated record
CACACUGCUCACAACUAGUGUUCUUCAGUUUCUCUUUUCCUAUCGCUUGGAAAUGGAGGCAUCCAAGUCUGCAUCAGUAAAACAGCUAAAAGAACACCUCCAACACCAGCAAGAACCUUUUUCACUCCAUAAUUACCUCUCAGAAAGAAGUUUCUUUCUCAAGAAUUUCAGCUCCCAUAUUGAUGAUGGCUACCACGUUAGUUCUUCUUCUUCCUCUUCUUCAGAGAAAACCCUAAAGUGGCAGAUCAAUUAUGAAAAGCACAAUAUCAGGAAAAGGUUCUUCCAUGCUUCCUCCUCCAUCCUUAGGUCUCUAUUUAACAGGUUCGUUCCAUUAAAUGAUCAUCAGAAUCAUCAGAAGCUCUCAACGAAAUGGGUUGCCACUGAUGCAGCUUCUGAUGAAGAUGGUGAAGAAGACGACGGCUUAAUUUGCCAUGACUAUAGUCCAAAGCUUGUUAACAUGUUUCACUCUUUCACACUCCCCGAAUUCAGACGACUACAGGUGGAUGCAGGUGCAAAACCCAGUUGGAUAAGUACAGUAGAGAAGAAAUGGGAACAACCAUUCGCUAAUUCAGUGUGUGAAUUCAAAAGUGAAGAAGGGCCAGAGACAGCUAUUUACACUUUGUCCCAGAAACCUGAGGGAGAACCAUUCUUCUCAACCUAUCUUCCAAAGCUACUCCUAAACCCUAAUAUUCUGAAAUUCAGACGCCAAAAAAGAGACAAACUCCACCACCACGUUGUUCAUGGAAGCAAAGGGAAACAUGAGGAACUGUUAGGAAGGGCAGAAAAAGCCAGAGGAUUCCAAGAAAAUAAAGGAAAGAGAGGGAAAAUCUGGUUGCUGGAGAAAAGAUGUAGUAGAGAGACUCAGAAUAUCACCAACUUGCUGCAUGCAGAUUCCUGUGUGGUAUCAAAAGUGUGGACAAAUUUGCAGAGGCCAAGUAGAGACAUUCACUUUGAGAUUGGAGAUGCUAUCAUGGAUGACAUACUCAAAGAGAUGCUUUCUAUACUUGUAAUUAAAUAGACUCUGCUCUGACACAUGAUUCUGGCUUCUUACGUUUCUUCUUUUUGAAGCAGCAGUGCAAUUGAUGAUUUGUGAAUAUAAUAUUUUUAUAUAAAUUCUA